Messenger RNA from Megachile rotundata (alfalfa leafcutting bee), 4168 nucleotides. RefSeq lists its product as uncharacterized. The record is from RefSeq and is a predicted model, not a curated record. NCBI's taxonomy places the organism in Eukaryota, Metazoa, Arthropoda, Insecta, Hymenoptera, Megachilidae.
ACUUAAGGAUUCAGAAAGUUUCGAAUUUCUAAGUUUAGCAAUUUGGCAUUUGGGAAUUUAGAAAGUGCGAAAUUUGAAUGUUCACUAACACAAGACUUAGAGAUUCAGACUAAUUCAUAGCUUUGGUACUUAGAAAAUAUAGUACUCCACUCGGGUUUCAAAAUUCUAUGCAAUUCUAUACAAAAUUCUAUAACAACUCCAAAGUUUGAUAAUACAGUAAUUUGAAGAAGUCUGAGGACCCAAUAAUUUGGGGAUAGGGUAGCAAUGUAAUAACCUAGACGUGGUAAUUUAGGAAUUUAGCAAUGAAUUUGGUAAUUUGGGUAUUCGGUAAUAGUGGAAUUUAGUAUCGGAAAUGUUCCGAUUAAUCGACGAGGAUGCCGAACGUCGCGGCGCGACGGAAGAAGGCGAAGGCGAGCACGGGAAGUAGGUCGUAGAGAAAGAAGUGUCGGUCCUUCGUCGGAGACACGAGGAGCCGCUGACUGAGCGCCUUCGUCAGUCUCGCCAAGAUAUUCCGGGAGUCAACAGGUGCGUAACAGUGGGUCUCUGCACGCCGAAAUCUCUUUCCUUUUUUCUUCCCUUAAUUCUUCCAAUCGAUUGCUUCGUAUCAUGCGGAUUUGAGACAAGAAACCACGCGAUUCUUUUCCCUUUGGACAACUGCCUAAUCGGAAAAAUGGACAAGAUGCAGGUAAUAUUUUCCCUGGCACUGCUAGUGGUCCUCUGCAGCAUCAGCAGCGCAGACCUCCCCAAGCCUAGUUACACCAGAACGAUGCUAAAAGUCUCCAGAAGUCUUCCAGGAGAGACGGAAGAGCUAAAAGUCAAAACGAGCGAAGGAAACAUAGCGACGCUCAUCGUCAAAAGACGAGACAGGGCCAACUCCGAAGAGUCCCAGAAGCACGUCGAAAAAACGAAGAACAUCUCAGACUCGAACGCAACCAGAAACGAGUCAAAGACAAAAGAAGAGAUCCGAAAACUCGAAGAAGCUCACGUAGAGCAACUCCGAGCCAAGUUAUCCGAGUCCGACACCCAAAGAGACUUCACGAAAAUUGCAAAUGUGUCUACGAACGAGAAGGUUGACGCGAAUGAUCGAUCUACCAGCGACAAGAACAUCGAUUACGGGAACUGGACGCCUCUCGGCAUCGAUGGAAGAGCUGUCCAGUUGCAGGAAUCGACUACCGAAGAGUACCAAAGCUGGAAACCUCUUCCUAGCAACCCGGAAACCAUGGAACGACCGAAUUACUCCAGGUUCGACUCCUUACCAGCCGGUACUCUUCUGCUGCCACGACAUUUCCAAGACAGGUCGCAGAGAAAACUGAGCGACGAAAGCGACGAGAAGCUCUUCGCGUUCUUGCCUCAUCAGUCUACGAGGACGAAUAUCGGCGCGAAUCUGUCGAAGAACAGAAACGCGAAGAACGUGCCGCCAGAAGUGAUUGUCAGGUCGGAGAUCAAUGUUAAAUCGAGUCAGAAGAGGUCACCGAUGACGAUGGACAGGGAUGGGACACCUGUGAUCCAUGGACAGAGGGUGCCUGAUGAACCUAUUGAUCAAAUUCAGACUUGGAGAAACGCUAGGGUGAUCAAUAAUAAGUUGGUAGCAGAUAGGGGGUCUGGAAGUGAUGUGGAUGUGUCAUCUAAUUUCUUUCCUAGCGAGAACGCGGAUAGGCAGAGGUUCGAGAGGUUCUUCAAGAACGUUAAUCGAAGGUAUGGCAAGGACAGCGAGGAGGAGGGCAAGAACGUGUUCUUCGAGUGGGACCCCAAGAACUACAAGAACGAGGCCCUGAAGGCGGAAGUGUACGAAUCCAGGAGCGACAACUUCCGAGCCAGCACUCACAAGAGGAUGCUGCACCCAGACGGAGUGACCGUGUACCCAGUGUCCCAGCUCUACACUCCAGAAAGUCAAAAAAUCGCACCGGUAGCGCUGAAACCAGGUGCCCGAGCACCCGUCCUGCAAUACGCCCACCCAGAACUGGGUGUCCAACCCGCGAAAAUCGUGAAGAACGAGAAGAGACGACCGGACAACUUCCCGGAGAAUCAGUACUCCUUCACGGAACAGAGGCAGAAGAAGAAGUACGUCCUCAACGACAAGAAUAUUGUAGAUACUUACACUACAAAGAACUACUACCCGAAUCAGCAUUUUUAUGGUCUGAAGAGACCGAACGACGCGCCGUUUUGGGUGAAAAUCUCUGAAAACCUGAAGAGUCAGUUCUCUAACGGUGUGGAGAAGGUGUCUCAGUUUACUAGGCCCGUUAUUGACCCUCUGGUGGAAGCUACGCACAAGAUCUCGCAAAAUCUGGGCCUGUCCAAGGGCAAGGAGGCUCAGGACAAGUUCGACACCGUCGCUUCAGGAAGCAGUAUUCUCAUUCCGGCGUUGGGACUCGUAGCUUCCGGUGCGGCUCUCGGAAUAGGAGCCGUGGCGGUCGGAAGGUACCUGGAUGUGGACGUUCUCAAGCGAUCUGGCGAAGGUCUGUCAACGGAAGUGGAGUACCAAAGGUCUCUAGACGCUGCACCACUUGUGAAGGCACUGAACGAGCAGGGAGACGGGACAGUGUACUUUCUGGAGAAGAUGGAGCCACAGGAGCAGAGAGAUAAAUCGAACGGUGUUGUGAUGAUCGUCCAAGACCAGAAGCACGAGGAUAAAACGGGUCAAAUAGCGAAUAACAGAAGAAAACGAAGCGUGGACUACCUGGACAUCUUCCAGGCGGAGAGUAACCUGAAAAACUUGGUGAGGAACAAGCGUCUACAGCGAAAAGGGGCGGAUUCGAUCAGUGAGAUCGUGGAGAUCGACCUUCCAGCUCGGCCAGAGGGCCACAUCGACAUCACAGAGUUCCUGAUCCCUAGAAAAAACCAAGGACACAAGAAUGGAGAUAUUCUGAUCGUGGAGGAUGGAUCGAAACCCUUUGAACUGUUAGAGAAGAAGCUAGCCCCUGACGUGGUUGACAAGAACAAACUUGAAGAUGCGUCCACAUCAACAAAAGAUUCGAUAGUGGACGGAACGAAGAACUCCGUAGAUGGAAGGGACGAGAGACGAAAAAGGAGCAUCGAGAUCGACCAAGAACUCGAAGACGCUCUUCAGAACUUGGAGAACUCGGAGGUGGCCGAAGUGGCCCACACCGAUGGCGACUGGACGAACACACCGUGUGCUAAAAGGCUAUUCUGCGACGCUAUGAUCGAAAGGGGACCAGACGCGGUUACGUUUAUGGAGAAGAAAAUGGCCGCUCUUCUGGGUCUGAUUCAACCCGGAGCAGCCGUCCAAGUGUCCAGUCAUUUCCAACAGGUGAUGGACGCCGUAAGAAGACACGACUGUUCAAACUUUUUGUGUCCCCAGGCCAGGCCAGGCAACGUCUUCUUCUGAGUUGAAAGGAUUCAUCCUAACUUUCCUGUGCUUCGAGGAAAGCGGAACUGAUAAAUCAGCGUUGAUUUCACAAGCGGUGAAAGCGUUCGCAGCUCGAGCUGCUCGGUGCUUUCGUUUCGAUUCGCCUAAUGUUGUGAUUAAUAUUGCUAAUACUGCGAUUAAUAUCGCAGCUGGUUAUCGAUAUUCUGUCGAUCAUGACCCCAGGAAAUAUUACCGUAGUUAUUAAAUUUCCUGACAUUGAGUUAUACUUCAAAUAUUUGGAAAUUAAUUAAAAAUUAAUCUUACUUGUAAUUUUUUCAACACGAUAAUUAGUAUAGUAAAGCAGCGAAUCAAACGAAAUCCGAUUUCCCGCCAAAACUUUGUACAUAUCAACCUAUUUAACGCGCAAGAAAUCUGUACUUUAAGAAACUAGGUUUAGGCGUAGUUUUAAGUGAUUAGUAUAAACGAAUUUGCACUAAUUUCCAGUUUUCUUCUCGAAUAUUUUUUCAUUCCUUUUUAUUCAACCACCGAAUUGAAAGAACGAGUCUAUUUAAUCGGUUCGCAUCAAAUAUUCGAUUUAUCAACGCGUGCUAUUUAAGGAUAUUUAUUUAGUUCUUUAGUUGUUAAUUGCGAGGACAUGAGGUAUACGAUAUCAAUGUAUAAUCGUACGUGUACAUUGCUAAUAAAUGUUGUGUUUGUUUUCACAGUAUUUCACGGGACCACUUAAUCCUAUCAUUGUAAAUAAAUUAUACAACAGUUACAUGAUGUAUGCGAGAGAAGAAUUUUGUCAUGUUUUGUACACAAUUUAAUGUUAAUGAACUAAUUUAUCCAAUCAAAAAUGUA